This is a messenger RNA of Nematocida parisii ERTm1, 228 nucleotides long. RefSeq lists its product as uncharacterized. The record is from RefSeq and is a predicted model, not a curated record. The coding region runs from base 1 to 228 and encodes 75 amino acids. The transcript has a single exon. NCBI's taxonomy places the organism in Eukaryota, Fungi, Microsporidia.
AUGAAUUUAUUCUACAGCUCAUCUGAUAAAAAGUCCUGGCGCUUAAUUAUAUACAACUCUGUCUGUAUGAAUUCGAUUGGACCUAUAUACAAGGUCUCAUCUACUAUUGAGGAAAGUGCAUCAAAUACGCCUUUCACUCUUUCUCUUUUCUCUCCUGUAAAUUGCAUAUUUUAUACAAUUUCUUCCAAUAAGUCUGCAUCAUGCAAGUCAUCUUCUUUUGCAUAUUGA